Chelmon rostratus (copperband butterflyfish) is the source of this 1280-nucleotide messenger RNA. RefSeq names its product ATP23 metallopeptidase and ATP synthase assembly factor homolog (gene atp23). The coding region runs from base 99 to 800 and encodes 233 amino acids. The record is from RefSeq and is a predicted model, not a curated record. Gene Ontology annotation, molecular function: metalloendopeptidase activity. Gene Ontology annotation, biological process: mitochondrial protein processing; mitochondrial proton-transporting ATP synthase complex assembly. The transcript is spliced from 6 exons. Gene Ontology annotation, cellular component: extrinsic component of mitochondrial inner membrane. NCBI's taxonomy places the organism in Eukaryota, Metazoa, Chordata, Actinopteri, Chaetodontiformes, Chaetodontidae.
GUGACGUACAACACAGUAUGACCUCUCUUGCUAGCUAGCGGUAUCUUACCAUUAGAACUUAUGCUAACAUUUCCAAAUUGUGGAGAACAUUUUACACAAUGGACCAGACUAAAGAAGAGGAUGAAUAUGGAUACAAUUUAUUCCCGGAGAGGAACAGGGGAAAAUACAAGAAAAACUCAAUCGGGGAGAGCCUGUUCACUUUCAACCACAAGUGUCGGGUCAUGUUACAGUUCGCAAUGGAAACUAGUCCGUAUGCCAAACUCCUCCUCAGUGCCAUGAAAAGUUCAGGAUGCCAAGUGUUUAAAGAUCGACAUUUCUCCUGUGAAGACUGUGACGGGACGGUUAGCGGUGGCUUUGACGCAGCUUCUUCUCAAAUCGUUCUGUGUCAGAACAACAUCCACCAGCAGUCCCAUAUGACCCGAGUGGUCACACAUGAGCUCAUUCAUGCCUUCGACCACUGUCGGGCCCAUGUGGACUGGUUCAGCAACUACAGACAUCUGGCUUGUUCCGAGAUCCGGGCAGCUAACCUCAGCGGAGACUGCUCCUUUAGCAAUGAAGCCGCCAGAUUCAACUUCGGCUUGAAGCAGCAUCAUCAGGAGUGCGUCAGAGGCCGCGCCCUUCGCUCCAUCCUGGCUGUGAGGAACAUUAGCCGCAACGAGGCGGAGAAAAUAGUGGAUGAGGUCUUCGACACGUGUUUUAACGACCACGCACCGUUCGGACGAAUCCCGCACAGCAAGACGGACGCUCGGUUUGCCAACAGAGAUUAUGAGAACAGAGAUCGAUAUUAUGCAAACCUUUAGUGUCAUCACAUUCCCAUUUAACUCAAGGGUGCCGGGACUGGCGGUGACGCUGACAGGAGCUUGGCAGCGUCAGGGUCGCAGUCAGCGCAAAAAGCCUCAACAGAAUGCCAGUGUGUCGAAAACCAUCAUACCCCUUCAGAAGUGAUUUUGAGAGAAUUAUUUGUCCUUGGAACAGGGAAGCAAAGGAAGGAGCAAUAGUAUAUUUUAUUCUCUUCCUUUUGGACACUAAUUCUGUAUAAAGGGAUUGUAAGGAGUGAUUUUGCUGUGGGAGUACACAUUAGAUGAGGCCUCAGUGAUUUCUUUGUCAGUUGUUUUUAGAUGAUAUUAUGGGUGCUUUUGAGGAAAUACAGGAUUUCCUUUUGACUUUCUGCUCUUCAUCUUGUUGCCACAUUGACCUCCACUAAUUUCUUGUAAAUAGAGCUGAUUGUGCUUAAAUUAAACAGAAUCAACUUGUGUUUGAAUUAAAGUUGGAUUCCUCUG